ACAAUCACGAUCAUGGUCAGCGGCUCAGACGACCAGACGAUGGAAGAGUUUACGUUGCAUAAAGGCAUUGCAAUGCACCGCAGCGCAACAAUUCAGCAGAUGUGCCUUAUGAACCCCGAUGCUAAAGAGUUCAAGCGUCCAGAGUGGAGGGCUUCGGCCUUCAACAUGUUCAUGCAAUGGGCGUACCAGGGAAGGUUCUACAUAGCAUUUCCAGAAGGUCCAGAUCAUUACGACCCACUCCUGAAGGUAUACCUACUAGGGAAGGACCUCCAAGCUACAGGACUGAUGACUUGCACCAUUCAAGAAAUGUGCAGAUACAGCGACAAGCGGAGGACUUUGUUCAGCAACGCCCAAAUCAAGCAGAUCUAUGCUUGUUCGCCACCGGCAGGAGCUCUUCGACGGUUGGUCGUAGAUCAAUACGUCUUCAAUGGUGACGCUACCCAAAUUGACUCUAACACCGAGGCAAGUGUGCCGAAGCAGUUCUUGGGCGACUUGACCCGCAGAGCGCUUGGGAAGGAGAAAAUCAAAGACGACCCGUGCACGCGACCGGAAAACUACAUCGCCAAAGGUCUUGACUUGCUUGAGGUCCAAACCAACGAUGCCAAUCCCCAACCCCGUGUUGCUUCAGUAAACUCAAGCGCGACAACUCUAUCAACUCUUCUUGCAGGUAGUUCUAGAGCCAAUCCUCCGAGCUGUACGAACGAUCCCAGAUCUCUGCCAUCAGGAGGUGCAAGACCAGGAGCGCAGGACCUCCCUUUCUCUGUCGGUUCGGAUGAGGAAAGUGAUGCAUGACCGGCUGGACUACAAAACAUGGCUACAUAUCUUAUUCCGGAAUUUUCUUUGGGAAAGGAGGCGUUGUUUGCUUCUCUUUCUUUCUGACCUGGCUGUUCACUACUAGGCAUUUCCCAUUCGGUCAUGCAGGUAUCAAGCCUUUCAAGAUGCUUAUUGGCAUUCUCAUGCUUUCUGGCGCCAACGAGAUGGAAAAGUGCUGGAAGUCUUCUUCCACAGACUGGAAAUAUUUGAUUUGAAAUGGACAUAUUCAUGAAGGGGUUAUCGGAUGGAAAAGCUUUCUUCUUAGUCGGGG
Messenger RNA from Mytilinidion resinicola, 1084 nucleotides. RefSeq lists its product as uncharacterized. The record is from RefSeq and is a predicted model, not a curated record. The transcript has a single exon. Bases 13 to 792 code for a protein of 259 amino acids. NCBI's taxonomy places the organism in Eukaryota, Fungi, Ascomycota, Dothideomycetes, Mytilinidiales, Mytilinidiaceae.